AGCGUCAUCUUAUCUCACUUUCUCUUAAAUAUAUUUCUUCCAUUCUUCAUCUAAAUGGAGAGGAAAAUGGCAUCAAAAACCUCAUAGUUCGAAUAAAUGAACCUAGGUAGCAAUGAGUGGUGGCGCCCAACAUCAUCAUGGCUCGGCCGAGUCCACGGAGGAGUCGCCCUUGUUAUCGGACGGGAGGCCUCGACGACCGUCGCAUCGCCCUACGCUAUCGGUGGCCUCGAUCACAAGCGUCCACGUCCCUAAAGUCCAUAACGGCCGGAUCAUCGUGAAUCUCCUCUGUGUAAUCGCGCUUAUUGCUUCGGCAUCUUCUGGCUUUAUCAACAUCCCUGUCACGCGAAUCGUGGAAGAUGUAGUCUGCAGGAAGUACUACGACAUCAAGGAGAGCGCGGGCAGCCCGAUUGACGAGAAACAAUGCAAGGACGAUGCGAUUCAGAGCAAGGUGGCAUUUGUCAUGGCUCUUUCGGGCAGUCUCGAUGCCGCGGUCGGGUUCUUCGCCGCGUUUCCCUGGGGUCUCGCAGCUGACAGGAUUGGACGAAAACCUGUAUUCGUCCUAGCCUUGCUCGGAGAUGUUGUAUCCAUUUUCUGGGGCAUGAUGGUGCUGUAUUUCCAUACCGUAUUCCCGGUCGAGUUGAUCUGGCUCGGGUCCGUGGGCUACGCGAUUGGCGGUGGUAACGCGGUGCUUGUCGGAAUUAUACUUAGUAUGAUUACAGACUCAACGAGCGAGGAAGAAAGGGCCGUCGCGUUCAUGCGUCUUCAUGUAGCAGGUCUGGCUGGGAACCUUAUAUCUCCGGCCGUAUCGUCUUUCAUGAUGGAAAGGAUGGGCCCUUGGCCCCCGAUUUGGUCGGCAAUUGUCGUUAUAACCGUAGCUGCUAUCGCUUUCCUCUUCGUUCCGGAGACGUUGAAGCACCAGAAGGACCCCGAAGAAGACGCCCAGGAGACAGAAACAGAAGUUCCAGGUCUCAAGUCACGAGCAGCUCAUGUGAUCGCGCAAUUUAAGGAGUCGUUGUCAAUACUCAAAUCAACGUCUCUCAUCCUUCUGCUUUUGACAUGCCUGGGAUCGGCCCCAGUUCUAUACUCGACUCUUGGCUUCAUGGCCCAAUUCGUCUCGAAAAGAUACGGCAUUGAGAUGUCGUUGACAGGCUACAUCCAGUCUACCUACGGUAUCGCCCAAGUCAUCCAAGCACUCCUUUUCCUGCCGUGGAUUACUCGGUAUAUUAUGCGCGACACAACGCCUGCAAUCCUUCGAGCUCCCGACGAGCACUGCCGUGAUCUAUUCCUUGCACGGUGGUCGUUCGGGAUUUUAACGAUUGGGAUACUAAUCCUUGGUCUAUCCCCGAACCUCGCUAGCUUCAUCAUCGGCCUCCUUCUUAUGGCCCUAGCGGCUAGUUUCAAUAGUCUAACUAGAAGUUUAAUGACCUUGUACGUCGAUCCGGAACAUCGUUCUCGGCUUUUCAGCCUUGUGGGUAUGGUGGAGGUCGUCAGUAGCGUGUACGCUCAGCCCUUCCUCGCCACGCUCUUCGCGCUCGGGAUGAGAUUCGGAGGCGGUUGGAUUGGUUUGCCGUAUUGUGGAGUGUCAGUCCUAGUUGCCAUCACCGGGUCUUUGUUGUACUUUGUUAGGGUACCGAAGGAAGCCAAAGAUUCAUCAUCGACGCGUGAAGAUGAUCAACAUCAGGAUUAGAUGUGCCGAAAUGACUAGAGUGGGCUAGGGUAACCGGAGAUUGUUAGAUAACUAGUUAGAUCUAUUAUAAGAUCAUUGGUAUAGAACUAUAGAUAAAUGGGUUAGGUACUGAAUUAUAUAUAUAAUGUAAUUC
This is a messenger RNA of Annulohypoxylon truncatum, 1820 nucleotides long. Its product is annotated as MFS general substrate transporter. Gene Ontology annotation, molecular function: transmembrane transporter activity. Gene Ontology annotation, cellular component: membrane. Gene Ontology annotation, biological process: transmembrane transport. NCBI's taxonomy places the organism in Eukaryota, Fungi, Ascomycota, Sordariomycetes, Xylariales, Hypoxylaceae. The transcript has 3 exons. The coding region runs from base 113 to 1687 and encodes 524 amino acids. The record is from RefSeq and is a predicted model, not a curated record.